Messenger RNA from Fusarium oxysporum Fo47, 1184 nucleotides. RefSeq names its product SDR family oxidoreductase. Gene Ontology annotation, molecular function: acylglycerone-phosphate reductase (NADP+) activity; triacylglycerol lipase activity. NCBI's taxonomy places the organism in Eukaryota, Fungi, Ascomycota, Sordariomycetes, Hypocreales, Nectriaceae. The coding region runs from base 111 to 1001 and encodes 296 amino acids. Gene Ontology annotation, biological process: phosphatidic acid biosynthetic process; triglyceride catabolic process. Gene Ontology annotation, cellular component: lipid droplet; endoplasmic reticulum. The transcript has 4 exons. The record is from RefSeq and is a predicted model, not a curated record.
CGAUAGACCUCAAUCGCAAGCUUCAACAUCACGAUUAUUUACUUGCAGUAGUGCUCACUCUCAACGAAUCAACUUACAUCUCUUGUUAGAAUUGGGAACUUGUUAGCAAAAUGGCCGAAAGAAAAACUUACGUUCUCAUCACUGGAUGCUCGCCUGGAGGUAUCGGCCAUUCUCUCGUUGAUGAGUUUCAUCGUCAGGGCUGCCAUGUCAUUGCGACGGUGCGAAACACAGACAUGAUCAAGGAUCUCGAAAGGCCCGGCAUCAGCGUCUUCCCUCUUGAGAUCACCUCCGCCAAGAGUAUCCAAGAGUGCAAAGAGAAGGUCUCUGAGCUCACUGGUGGCCGCCUCGACAUUCUCGUCAACAAUGCUGGCCGAACUCACACCAUCCCUUCCAUUGACACGGAUCUUGACGAUGUUCGCCAAACAUACGAAGUCAACGUCUUCGGCCCAAUCCAGAUGGUUUCAACCUUUGCACCUCUCCUCAUUGAAGCCCGUGGUCUCAUCAUCAACAUCUCCAGCACAUCUACCCUUGUUCCCUACAUCUUCGGCGCCAUUUACUCCUCCACCAAGGGCGCCAUCAACGUCUGGUCCCGCGCCCUUCGCCUUGAACUUAAGCCGUUCAACGUGCGCGUCAUGGUCGCCGUCACCGGAACAGUGCGAUCCAACAUCGCCAGCCGGACACAUCGAUCUCUGCCGCCGAACUCUCUGUACAUGCCCAUUAAUGACUUUUUCCAGCGACGAUUGACAUUCAGUCAGCGAACGGCGACGAUGCCGACGGAGAAGUAUGCGGAGAAGCUGGUGACCGCUGCGUUGAAGGGUGAGGGAUAUCUGGGCGGGUUGAUCGGCGGCACACCCGACUGGUUUUAUGCAGGGGGAAUGGCAACCAAGACUUGGAUUCUGUCGUGUUUGCCUAAUUGGGUGAAUGAGACGGUCAUUGGUAUCUUCUUUGGCAUCGGAGGCUUGACCAAGAAGAUCCAGGCUGCGCGCGCAAAGAGAGAUUAGAGAGAAGGUUGAGCUUAGGAUGCUGGAGGAUGAGAUGUGAUCACGGCAGAGUAUAACGCGUUGCGUAUUGGGUUCAAUUGAACGCAUUCAGUAUAUUACCUUUGAGGAACUCCCGAAGUUCUAAGUCAUUAAGCUCCCAGGGAGCGACAGAGAGUGCAAGAGAAUUGAAUGAUGUACACUGUA